GGGCUGUCAAAUUAUUUCGCGAGGCCCGCGUCGUAGUUGCGGUUACCCCCCGAGGGCCGUUAUGACUGCGAAACCAUAUACUUUAAAUAUACAAUUGCCUCAUAUUAUCACAAAUUCCCCCCCCCCCCCCCAAAAAAAAUAAAUCAUGGAUGGCAAAUUUUGAAAUCAGAAGCUCAUGAAAACUGUUCAUCUCUUCAUUUUAUUUUAAACGGGGAACUGGUAAUUCAAAAAAGCUUGCAAUUUAUAACAUUAUUAAAGGUGAAACCAUUUUAAAUGUUUGUAUUUUAGUAAGGAACACGAAGGCAAUGCACAUAAUUUGCUUUCUGGGCCACAUGAAAUGAUGUUUGACACCUGUGAUGGAUAUCAACUGUCUGUCUAUCAUUUAGCAGUCAAGUGUGUCGAACUCAACCCUUUUAUUCCAAAUGUUUUGGGGUUUUUUUGGAACAAGAUGUCAAACAUAACAGUAGAGCAAUGUACAAGAUGGCUAAACAUUACAUCGACAUCAAAUAAAAACGACACAAAGGGAAGAAAAUAGAAACAUGCCAAGGAUCACGAGUCAUUAUUUUUCCUAAGAUUAAAAGAAGAAGAAGGUUUUGAUCGCUGUCUUGUUGUUUAGCGGCAGAUAUCGACAACAUUGACGACACUCUCGGUUCUUUCACAAAGACGCACAAAAUAAUUGACUUUUGUGAAUAGAAAACUUCGCAAGGAAGACAAUUAGCCAAUAGCGGAAAGCACUGGAUGUGACGUCAUCGCGGGGGACGUCGGCCCGCCCCUCGGGCUCUCCGCAUCAUGAUGACGCCCCCCCCCCCCCCUUCCGUCCCUCCCCCCUCCCCGCCGCCCUCUUCCGACCUCCUCAUCCUUGAAGACGAAGAAAGCUCUCCGCUGGCGAAGUUUCCUGUGAGUUCGUCUUCCUUUUUCGGUUUCUUGUCGACGAAAGGACCUCGGAGCGCGACCCAGCGGACCGGACGGGAAUCGAACGCCCUCACUCGGCCUCCUCGGAGAUGAAGGCGAGAUGAGGCGGGCGGAGCCUGCGCAAGGCGAGCGGAAGUGCAACUCGCGCCUCUAGCGGCCAUGUUGUUGAAGAGGAAGCUGUGCGUGGCGGUGGCCGUCGCCGCCGUCGUCCUCCUCAUGCUCGCCAGUCAGAGCAUCCAGACCAAGCACUUCCUGCCGCUGUCCUUGGCCACGCCCACCGCUGACAACAUCAGUCAGGAGAUGGCGCCCCCCGCUGACGGCAGCAGCGCACACGCGCUCGUCUCACUCGAGGAGCAGCCGGAGAAAGGCGACACAAGGCCCUGCGGUUGUUCCGAGUACUGCGUGUCGGACCCGAGCGCGUCCGACUGGUUCCGCGGUCGCUACGAUCCCGACCAGCGGCCCGUCCUGCGCGGCGCCGACGACCGCUUGGACCCCGACGCGCUCAACUGGUGGCUGAGUCUCCAGCGUUCGGGUAACGACCAGAGCGUACAGGAAGUGAUGUCACGCAUGUUCCAGGUCAUCUCCCCGCCGUCCGUGGACUUCGCGCCGCGGCCGUCGCGUUGCCGCACUUGCGCCGUGGUGGGAAACUCGGGCAACCUGCAAAAGUCGGGACACGGAAAAUUCAUCGACGCCCACGCCGCCGUCAUCCGGAUGAACAAGGCGGUGACGCGAGGGUUUGAAAAGGACGUGGGCAACCGCACAACGCAUCACUUCCUGUACCCGGAGAGCGCGGUGGACGUGGCGCGCGGCGUCAGUCUCAUCCUGCUGCCCUUCAAGAUCCGAGACCUGGAAUGGCUGACCAGCGCCCUGUCCACCGGAGACGUCAAAAUGACGUACAUGAGGGUGAAGGAGCGGGUGGAGGCCGAUAAAGACAAGGUGGCGGUGGUGAAUCCGGCGUUCUUCAAGUGUCGGUGUUCGGUUACGGCGCCGACCGGCAGGGCAACUGGCACCACUACUGGGAGGAGAACCGCUACGCGGGCGCCUUCCGCAAGACGGGCGUGCACAGCGCCGACUUCGAGACGCAAGUCAUCCGGCGGCUGGCGGACGAGCGUAAGAUCCGACUGCACGCGUGAACCCGGCGGACCGGCCGGACGUCCUCUGGCACUGAACAAACGCAAACCUCGUCGUCCAUUUUGUGCCUUUUCCGCAACAGUGUGGAAAAACGUUUUGGUCUGAGGUGGGGAACAACCACACGCACUAUCCUGGGGUUUUGUAUUUUUUUUCCACAAUGACUUUAGGGAUAACCCCUUUUUUUUUUUUUUUUUUUUUUUUUCUUCUUCUCAUCGGAGCACUUUGUCUUAAGGAAAUGGCAGCCAUCUUCCUUUCAUCCCUCCUUUCGUUCAAACCGAAUGGUUGCCGUCCAGUAAGUAUUUGAGCCCCGUUUUUAUGCUUCAGUCUUAUAUUCCAAAAUGCUUUCAAAUAAUUCUUCUCCAAAAUUCUACAAACAGUAACGCAUGAUGGCAAAGUGAAAAAUAUAUUAAAAUGACUUAUGGCUAUGACUUUUUUUUUUUUUUUUUUUUUAAACAAACUUCUGUAUAAAAUAUAACAUGAUAAUGUGAAUCCCAAUGUUAAAAUUAAAACCCAAAAAACAAAAUGUUAUACAUUUAUUUUUUAUUUGAUAAUAAAAAAAAACACCGUUUUUUAUAUUACAGAGCCCCCUAACAUGACAUGUCAGUUUUAGUGUAAAAAUAAAACGCGCACAUCACACCGUUAUCAUAUUAUUUUAAGUAUGUAUUUUUACAAAUGUAAAAUGUUUAUUUUCUCAAUUAUUCUACAUACAAUAGCUAUUAUAAAAUUGUUUCCUACACAUUUAUUUAAAAAGAAAAAGUCAAAUAUUUUGCAGUGUGAUAUGUGCGAUUUGAUGCACGUUUCCCUCCCCUCCACUUUGUCAUCGUGUCAAAUUUUGAGAUAAAAAAUCGAAAGCAUUUGGACUAAGACUGUGACAUAGAAGAUGCAUGAUGUCAGUGGUUGUCCAAAAACGUUAAUGAAUCUUUUGCCUUAACAGAAGUUAACAUUUUUCCGUCAUUACAUUUCCGUCGCUUCUCAAUGUCAAAAAGUUGCGGCGCGCCGCGCACAUUCAUCACAGGAUGCUUUGUCGGACCAAAAGUCAGCGCCACCUGCUGGUGCCGACGGAUACUGUGAAUGUAAAACCCUCCGUUGAUGGUCAGUCGUUUGUCAAAUGUGUUUGUGCUGCUUUUUGUUUGCAAAUGACAAUGAAGGAAAAUGAGGACCACGCAGUAUUUUUUUUUAAUUUUACUUUAUAGCAUGCUGCAUAGAUUGUUACUUUCAAUUUUUGUAAUGUUUUUUUGUUGUUGUUGUUUUUUGGGGCGACACGGAAAGGAAAAACUGUAUUUAUGAAUAAGGUUAUGAACAUGUAACAGUAAACAUUGUCAACCACUAAUGUCUGAAGCCUUAUAAUUCCUGUGAAACUAUUUUCAUGAAAUUUUGACUUUAUUCUUACAAUAUUUUAUUUCUUUUUCGGGGUGGCCCAACUAUUCAUUUGUCCAUCAUUGAAGGUUGUCGUCAAAGAAGUUCCGAUUUGUGGCCCAACCGAUAUGUUUUUUUUUUUAAUGCCGAUUCGAUAUUUAGCAGAGUAAAAUUCAGAAAUCCGAUUAAUGUUUAAAAAUACAUAAUUAUUAUUUUUUAAACUUACAAUAAAGAUGAAUUACAGGCAGAACAUUUGACUGUUUUACGAUACUCUGUCUGUUAGUAUUUAACUUUAAAACAGAUCCCCCCCCCCCCCAUUUUUGCCAUUUUUUUUGGGGGGGGGGGGGGGGGAAUGCUUAUUUGAAUGUCAUCUUUAUGUUGUAAUGUGUGAAGCAGAAUAAAUCUGCUACUUUUUGCCGAUUUGGAAAUGGCUAAAUAUCGGAUGAUUACAUCGGCUGGUCAGUUAAUCGGUUGGGCCCUAAAAUUGAUCUUUACAAGGUGUGUUUUUUUAGGGGGUGGGGGAGAUUCAUGUUUUUCCUCACUUUUCACUUGCUGCACACAUCCCAAUACUUUUUUUUUUGUUGUUUUUUUGUAAAUACACUCGCUGUGGCCUGCUUUACAUGUAUGAGUGUGUGAGGGCACUGCUGCCGCUUGGACUGAUCAAUCAGAAGAAAAUAAAACAAACAAGAAAUACACACCCAAAGUUUUUUU
Messenger RNA from Phycodurus eques (leafy seadragon), 4110 nucleotides. RefSeq names its product ST3 beta-galactoside alpha-2,3-sialyltransferase 8 (gene st3gal8). Gene Ontology annotation, molecular function: beta-galactoside (CMP) alpha-2,3-sialyltransferase activity. The record is from RefSeq and is a predicted model, not a curated record. Bases 1072 to 2148 code for a protein of 358 amino acids. The transcript has 9 exons. NCBI's taxonomy places the organism in Eukaryota, Metazoa, Chordata, Actinopteri, Syngnathiformes, Syngnathidae.